Messenger RNA from Triticum turgidum subsp. durum (durum wheat), 1332 nucleotides. The record is from the annotation of a GenBank genome assembly. NCBI's taxonomy places the organism in Eukaryota, Viridiplantae, Streptophyta, Magnoliopsida, Poales, Poaceae.
AUGGCGUCCGAGCUCACGUACCGCGGCGGGGCGGCGUCCCCGUCCGCGGGCGCCGCCGGGGCCGCCGGCGAGUACUCGUCCGCGAAGCCCGCCUGCUCCAAGCCGCUCGCGUGGCUGCCCCGCGCCGCCCGCUACGCCGCGGCCGAGCACCGCCCGCUCUUCGCCCUCGUCGGCAUGCUCGUCGCCGCCGCCAUCUUCUGCCUCGCUGCCCCCUCCGGCUCCGGCCCGGCCGCCACGCCCUACUCCUCCGGACGCGCCGCCGCCGUCUCCGGCGCGCUCACCCGCUUCUCCGUCGACCCCGCCGCGCGCAACCCCGGCCGCCAGUUCGUGGCCGGAAAGGUGCCCCUCGGGCUCAAGCGCAAGGGGCUCCGCGUCCUCGUCACCGGCGGCGCCGGCUUCGUGGGCAGCCACCUGGUGGACCGCCUGGUGGCGCGCGGCGACAGCGUGAUCGUGGUGGACAACCUCUUCACGGGCCGCAAGGAGAACGUGAUGCACCACUUCGGCAACCCCAACUUCGAGAUGAUCCGCCACGACGUCGUCGAGCCCAUCCUCCUCGAGGUCGACCAGAUCUACCAUCUCGCCUGCCCCGCAUCCCCCGUCCACUACAAGUACAACCCCGUCAAGACAAUCAAGACCAAUGUGGUUGGUACGCUCAACAUGCUUGGACUGGCCAAGCGGAUCGGCGCCAGGUUCCUCCUCACCAGCACCAGUGAGGUCUACGGUGAUCCCCUCCAGCACCCUCAGGUGGAGACCUACUGGGGCAAUGUCAACCCCAUCGGUGUCAGGAGUUGCUACGAUGAGGGCAAGCGUACAGCUGAAACCUUGACCAUGGACUACCACCGUGGUGCCAACCUUGAGGUUAGGAUUGCUCGGAUCUUCAACACCUAUGGCCCACGCAUGUGCAUUGACGAUGGCCGUGUUGUCAGCAACUUUGUUGCUCAGGCGCUAAGGAAGGAGCCUUUGACGGUUUACGGCGAUGGCAAGCAGACCAGGAGUUUCCAAUACGUUUCUGAUUUGGUUGAGGGGUUGAUGAGGCUGAUGGAAGGUGACCACAUAGGGCCAUUCAACUUGGGUAACCCUGGUGAGUUCACCAUGCUGGAGCUGGCCAAGGUUGUCCAGGACACCAUCGACCCGAAUGCACGGAUCGAGUUCCGUGAGAACACCCAGGACGACCCGCACAAGCGCAAGCCAGACAUCACCAAGGCCAAGGAGCAGCUCGGGUGGGAGCCGAAGAUCGCCCUCCGUGACGGUCUUCCCCUCAUGGUCACUGACUUCCGCAAGCGGAUCUUCGGCGACCAAGAUAGCGCCACCACCGCCACCGAAGGCCAGUAA